Messenger RNA from Loxodonta africana (African savanna elephant), 5347 nucleotides. It is a transcript of the gene IFI35, whose product is annotated as interferon induced protein 35. The transcript has 8 exons. Gene Ontology annotation, cellular component: nucleus. Bases 179 to 1024 code for a protein of 281 amino acids. Lineage: Eukaryota; Metazoa; Chordata; Mammalia; Proboscidea; Elephantidae. The record is from RefSeq and is a predicted model, not a curated record.
GGAAAUGAAAGUGGAAGCAAAGAGCCCUCGUGAACCCUGAGAGGUGCAUUUCAGGCCCUGCUGUUGCUGGAGGAGGCCGAAGCCCCACAAAGGGUACAAGCAAGCCUUUAGCAGUGGUGGACUCUGCCACUUCGUCCCCAGCUGAAGCGUCAACGUUUGCCAACUGGAGCCCAGACCCAUGUUUGCCCUCCACACCCUCCUGGAGGAGCAGGUCAGACUAAGGGAGAGGCUUCAGGAGUUGCAACAGCUGAAAAGGGACCCCAGGAAUGCCCCCCAAGACAAGGUCCCAUUCCCAGCGCCUGAGUUCCCCCUGGUAUUUCGAGGCCACACUCAGCAGGGCAGGGAAGUGCCCAAGUCUUUGAUUUCCAACUUGCGGAUCCGCUGCCCUCUGCCUGGAGGCUCAGCUCUGAUCACCUUCGAUGACCCUAAGGUGGCUGAGCAGGUGCUCCAACAAAAGGAGCAUAAGAUUGACAUGGAGGAGUGCCGACUGCGGGUGCAGGUCCAACCUUUGGAGCUGCCCAUGCUGACCACCAUCCAGAUGUCCAGCGAGAUCAGCAGCCGGAGGGUGCUGGUCAGUGGGUUUCCUGCAGGGCUCAAGCUGAGUGAGGAGCAGUUGUUGGACAAGGUGGAGAUCUUCUUUGGCAAGGCCUCCAUUGGGGGUGGUGAUGUGGAGAUUCGAGAACUGCUACAAGGAGGUGUCAUGCUGGGUUUCACCAAGUAUGGAGUGGCCCAGCGCCUGUGCCAGAUUGGCCAGUUCAAGGUGCCACUGGGUGGGCAGCAGUUCCUUCUAAGUGUCUCUCCCUACAUGAGUGGGGAGAUCCAGAAAGCUGAGACCUGGUUCCAGCCAGUGCCCCGCUCAGUGGUGGUGUUCAACAUCCCCGACGUCCUGGAUGGCCCAGAGCUGCACGAUGUCCUGGAGAUCCAUUUCCAGAAGCCCACCCGUGGGGGCGGGGAAGUGGAGGCCCUAAGAGUUGUGCCUCCUGGAGAGCGGGGCCUGGCGGUCUUCACCUAUGAGUCGGGCUAGGGGUCUGUCCUUCACAUCACCGACCCCAACCCCUCUGCCAAGGAAUCCUCCCCCUGGAACCUCGGCCUUCAGGAGUCCUACCCCCAGGACCUCCUUCAGAAGCCAUCUGCUCACCUUCUCGAAGGGCCAGACCGAGUCAAUGUGGGGCUUGAUGAGGCCCUGGUUGUACAGAGCCACCAGGCGGGCCACCACACUACUGACCAGCUCCACCUCGCCCUCCAGCUGGCCCAGAUGGAAGCCGCACACAGCCCGGUUGGCCUGCAGCAGCUGUAGUGCUGUCACACUGAACUGAUUCCACCAGGUGCGGGCCACGGCCAUCAGGUUCCGCUUGGGGCCUGUCAGCAUGUUGGCGGCUCCUGAGGGAUCAGGCACAGCCAGUGAAUCCAGGUGCUGGGCAUAUCCUGGCAUGUUUGCAUCCAUUGUCCGCCCUCUGUGGUCCCCUUACAAUUAUCCACAACAGUGCUAGAGAUGACAGGACUGUCCUCAACCUGCUAGCUACCAGGCCCAAACCGAUUUCAGCUGACUCAAAAAUUGCUCUCAUCUUUAUUCUUUGUGUGAAAUAGUUUUUUAAAUGGACACACAGCUUGCCCAACAAGCCCACAAGUUAGGUCAGAAGGAAGGCAAACUGGUUGACUUUGCAUCAGCAACAAUCCCUAAAAAGGAGCACGGAGGGAACACUGAGAAUUUACUAGAAUUGGCAUGAAAAGUUGUGAAAGAGGACAGUAGCUGGCACCCAGGAAGCAGCAAUCUGAAUGCCAGGGACCACUCCCAGCCCUGGUGCUCUCUACAAAGCACUGUCCCUUCUCCCAUUCCAAAGCCCUGGAGCCCUGAGCCCCACCCCUCAGACCCACCCUCCUUCCUCUAAUAUCCCCUCUCCUUCCCUAACCCACUAACUCACCAUAGGUGACGACUUUGCCCAUGGGUUUGAGAAGGUUGUAGCCCUUGGCAGUGUCUGACCCACCCAGAGGGUCCAUGACGAUGUCCACUCCUGCCACAGAGUCACGGGAGCCAGGAACAGCUUUAGGAUCCAUAGGUCUAGCGACUCCCUCCCUGACCCCACGUCCCACACACCUCCCAUGCCCUGAUCCCCACCUUUAGGGGAGACCUUUUUGACCUCGUCCACAUAGUCACUCGUGUGAUAGUCGAUGGGGUGUGCGACCCCAUUCUCCUUCAGUACUUCGUGCUUGCUGGCCGAGGCCGUUCCAAACACGGUCACAUUCUCCACUGUACGGCACAGCUGCAGGGCUGCCAUACCCACACCCCCUGUGGAGACACCCAUAACAGGGAUAUGGAGUAGCCUGGCUAUCACUCCCCAUGCUAGCAUCUCAAGGGCCGGGUCCAUAACCCUCAUCUUGCCUCAUUUUGACUGGGGCUUUCCUCCCUCAUUCUAUAUCUAAUUUCCAUAAUUGAGAAUUGGGGGCAGGUGGGUGGAGAGGAGGGGGUGCUGGGUGAGGGCACUGUUAAUACGGACAGCACACUAGGCUGGACCUGGUGCCUGAAUGUUUCCAUGGCAACAGCACUGCAGAGGCCUCUGGGCGCCAGAGGCCAAAGCAGCCUGGUGUUGCCAUGACUACGACAGUCCAGACAAGCUGCAGGAAAGGGGCCUAGAAGGAAAUCUGGGUAGGGUGAGCAGGGGAGAUAAAGGGAAGGAGCCUGUCACCUGCAGCCAUGUGUACCAAGACGCUGUGGCCAGGCCGCAGGUUGCCGAAGUCAAAGAGAACCAUGUAGGCUGUGAUGUAAUUGACCAGCAAGGCAGCGGCUUCCUCAAAGGUCAUGGCCUCAGGCAUUAGGAAGGUCUGGGCUGAGGGCACAGUCACCUCCUCCUGCCACAUCCCCGACUUGAUCAACACCAUCACCCGGUCCCCUUCCUUGAGGAAUGGAAGAAGAACAUCAUUCAGUCACUCAUUCAUUCACCCACAGAUUUAUUGACCUUCAACUAGGUACCCAGUCCUCUUUUUGACAAUGAAGUCGUAGUAGAAGCAGCAGCAGAAGUCACAGUAAUAACGAUGACAAAUAAUAACAUGAACAACAAAAAUAGCAACUUAAUGAGGACCAGUCCCUAUUUUAAAUGCUUUAUAUGUAAAUGCUCAUUAAAUCCUUACACCAGCUCUUUGAGGUAGAUACUACUCUUAUCUCCAAUUUACAGAUCUUACAUUUGGCUAUUGUGUAAGAUCCUUGAACACAAGAAGUUACAGUUAAGGCAGUAUGAAGCAGUAAGAGGUCAAACUCCUCGGUUAAAAAAUGGGCUCCACCAUUUAUUUAACUGUGGUGCAACCUCGGGCAAAUUUAAAUUACUUAACCUUUCUGAGCUCCAGUUUCCGCAUUUGAAAAUUAGGGCAGUUACGAUUAAUGAAAAAAAUAAUUAUCUAACGGGUUUAGCACAACGUCUGACACACUGUAGUGCUCCAUAAUGGGAUAACAGCAAGGAGGGAAGAUCAGAAUCCAACAACUGAAGGUAGAGGGUAUGUGGUAAAGGCCAUAACCAAAGAGCAGGUAAAGGUCUCUGUGAGUUUAGGGCUGGGCGUGGUCACCCAGGAGAAGUUACCAGUAUUGGGGGCCAAGUAAACACCUUUCCCCAGAGAUGGCAAGGUGGCCGAGGAGAGCCACGGUCCCAUUUACCAGGGAAAUGCUUCCCACUCCCACCUCUCAGCCACUUGCAGGACAGGGGCAAAGGUAACAGAGCCUUUCCCCCGAGCUUAUCAACUGGGAUCCAAGGAAGGACAGAGAAUGGUGAUCAGGAGAAAGGAGGGCUUCUCAUCACUCUCUGAAGAGCCUCAGGAAGGAGGUGUGGAUGCUGUCCCAGGACAAACGGGGUCUGUUUGGGCCCUUGCCAGGAAUGAUGAGAAUUCUGUAUAUCAACAAGACUUAGAAUUCAUGGAGAAAGGGGAUGGGACUCUGCCACACACCCAUUUUCAUGUCCUCAGCCCCCACACUCCACCCAAGAGGAGGACCCAGGACUGGGAUCCUUCCCAGCAAGUCCUGGCCUGCAGAUGAGGUCUGAGGAAUGGAUCCUCUCCACCCCAGCACUCAGGGGUAGCUAACUUAGAAAUGGCCCUCCAGAGCACGGGAAGGGGUAGUGGCCCGUUGGGCCCAGAUCUGACCCAGAAUAAGUCUCACCCUGGCUCAUGUCCACUCCUCAGCUCAACCCACGGCUGGGCCAUGCCCCCUCCCCAGCCCAGACAUCAGGAGGGAGGGGGAAACCUCCCCCCCAGAAUCUAGGCUCUUACAUCAGAUUGAGCCCUGGACGGGAUAGCCUGUAUUUACCAGGUGGAAAGUGUGGGAGGGGAGGUCAGGUGGAUGGCCUUCAGCAAGCCCUCCCCCACAAAAAUUCCUCUUAGCGCCUUCCCAAGAGCAGGGUUACUUAAAACUGAGUGGAGAGGGUGGGGCCGGAGCUGAAUUUGGGAAGCUCUUUAAGAAGGAGCUGUUUGCGGUACAAUAAAGCCAAGUAAUCCAGUUCUGGUAUCUGGGUCUGGCCGUGGGGCAAGAGGAAGGCUGCAUCAGGGGCUGCAUCUCAGGGGCCUCUCUUGCAAGCGCCAGACUUAAAAAAUAAAAUAAAAAAUGACCUGCAGUGGCCUCACCCCAGGUCUCUCAAAAAAUUGGUCAUUUAGGACUCUCCUGUCCCCAGGGUUGUGGCUAAGAUUAAUGAUAAAUGGAAAGGAGAAACAGAGCAGCAGAGCUGCGCCAACCUGCUCACGGUGCCACACCUCCCCACCUAGGCCAAAUGGACACAGCAGGGUUUCUGAGGCAGGGGUCCUGCACAGGAAGGCGGAGGCGGAUUCCGCUGGACCUUCCCAAGGCCAGCCACGCCUGCUGAGUCACGGGAGGAGGAAAUAUUGCAGUCAUAGGGGACAGAGAGCCCCAAACAAAGAUCCGGAGCCCCAAUCCCGCCUUCUUCACCCCAAGGCCGAACGGGCAAAGGAAGUCCUCUGGCUGUGGGGGACCAGGUCUCCCACUGCCCCAUGAUGGGCGUGUUCCGUCACUCCGGCCCUGCUCCGGGAUGGGCCGCCUCACACCCCCGCAGACCACGGGGCUGCAUGUGACUCGGCCUUUGGCACGGCGGCUGCGCCCUCGCCCAAUUCCGACUACCCACAUCUCCAGCUCCCUCGGGGAAACGGGGCUCUACCGUCACUCCGGGUCACAGACCACAAUUAUUCAGGGAGUGUUUGGGGGUCAGAGGUACAGGUACGGUUUUACUAAGAGGUGGUGGGCGUUAAGAUGUGCGCAUGCGCAAGGGCGCCUUAUUGUUUCUUUUCCCCCCCUCCCCGCCUCUGGGCGGUGGCCGCAGCUAAAAAUGAUUUGGGAGGGGGCGAUAACUCCACAAAA